Messenger RNA from Strigops habroptila (Kakapo), 907 nucleotides. RefSeq names its product presequence translocase associated motor 16 (gene PAM16). Lineage: Eukaryota; Metazoa; Chordata; Aves; Psittaciformes; Psittacidae. The record is from RefSeq and is a predicted model, not a curated record. The coding region runs from base 463 to 843 and encodes 126 amino acids. The transcript has 5 exons. Gene Ontology annotation, biological process: protein import into mitochondrial matrix. Gene Ontology annotation, cellular component: TIM23 mitochondrial import inner membrane translocase complex.
GACUAGGCGGGACCCCGGCACCCCGCGGACCACGCCGGCGGGACCCCGGCGAGGACGGCGCGCAGGAGGAGGAGCCGCGAGACCCGUCCCGGCUAAGGGGAGACCGGCAGGGGCCGCUCCAGGCCCCGCAGCGGCCAUGGGCCCCGUGCCCGCCGCGGGCAGGCCCCGCUAUUAAAACCGCUGCCGCAGCACCCGUCUCCCGCCGUGACUCCGCGCCAGGCCGGGGAACCGGGGACCGGGAAGGGGAGGAAACGGGGCACGCACGGGCCGGCCCCCGGGGAACCACGCGCCGAGCAGCCCCGCCAGCUACCGGCGGCACCGCCCUGGCGCGGCCGCCAGGGGGUGCUGUGCUCGCCGAGAAGGGUUGAGGCGCUCCACCCCGCGCCGCCGCCGUCUCUGUAGCCGCUGCGACCUUCGCUCCUUGACCCCGUGACCGGCCGGUGCGGAAGCGGCGGCGGGGCCAUGGCCAAGUACCUGGCGCAGAUCAUCCUGGUGGGGGCCCAGGUGGUCGGACGGGCCUUCAUGCGGGCGCUGCGCCAGGAGUUCGCAGCGAGCCGAGCAGCGGCAGAUGCACGAGGGCGCUCGGAGAGGCCCCAGUCCGCUGCUGCCUCCAGGAUCAUUGGCAUCAGCCUCCAGGAAGCUCAGCAGAUCCUGAACGUCUCAAACCUCAACCCAGAGGAGAUCCAGAAGAACUACGACCACUUGUUCAAGGUGAACGACAAGUCGGUGGGAGGCUCCUUCUACCUGCAGUCCAAGGUGGUGAGAGCGAAGGAGCGGCUGGAUGAGGAGCUCCGCAUCCAGGCUAAAGAUGAGAAAGAGAAAAGCCAGAAAGCUGAGACGUGACCCCUGCUGCCCCAUGUCCCUCACCCUUAACUUAUAGGUAGCUAAUAAAUACUACAUACUCUAG